AGUCUAUAGUAAACCUGCGCGGGAUUCGAACGCCCGUCGCUGUUUUUAAAUUGCCGCGAAAUAGUUUUCGAUUUUCGAACUCGUGAUAUUUUUAAAAUUUCCCUCAUCGUGCAUUUGUGUUGUGCUCUGAGCGUUGGAACGGUUGAAAACUGUGAUAAAGUCUUCACUAGUGCUGCGGUACUCAUACGUUUUUCCCUGUGAUUUCGGAAUCAUUUUCGAUAACUCUGGUCAGAGUAUUCGAAAAUGAUCUCAUGACAUCACUCGAUAAUUUAUGUUCAAUGAAAAACCAAUUGAUCCCGUAUGAGUGAGCAUGGAAGCUUCGUCGUCGGACUACAGCGAUGAAGAAGUGGGCGUUCUCGCGCGCGGACAGAAACUGUGGGUGAGAGGUGUGCGUGCGCAUACAACCUGCGCCGACAUCGUACGCGCCUUGCAAGAUGCACCUGAAGGAGGCAGCGGGAUAUGUGAUCAAGGAGAAUGGGUUCUAGCGGAACGAUGGCGUGGAGUCGAACGACCUCUGCCGCCCGACGUGCCAGUAUUGCAUGUCUUAGCAGCUUGGGGAGAUGCCAGACACGAGGUUCGUUUGUCACUACGCCGAGUAUCCAGCGGUGGAGAGGAUGACUCUGGUCGAGACAGCGAUGGAGGCAGCAGAAGCGGAGCUAGGCGAAGACGCAGAAGAGGAUUAAGAACUAGCACUCCACCACCUAGAGCCAAGAGCGAAGAUCCUGCCACCAGACUGGUCUCCGUUAUACAACACCAAAGUAGAACUAUACAUCAGCAACUGGACAAAUUAAGGGAGCAAGAGAAACUCAUAGACCACCUCGAAGACCAGACACAUAAAAAUCGAAUGGAAAAACAUGGUACCAAUUAUUUACUAGAGUCCUACCUACGUGACUUGGGCAGAUGCAACGAGAUAAACGACAGUCAAGCAGGUAACAGUGACAGCGGGGUCGGCGUAGGCAGUGGAACACCACCCAGAAGACACACGAAACACAAGAGCAGACGAGAAAGACAUCUAAUGAGGGAGCAUUACUUCACAAAAGAACUCACGGAUAUAUGCCAAGUGAACGCUGAAAGGCUAACUCAAACUCACAACGACACAGAUUCUGACGCCUCAACAGAUGAACUGGCAAGGUUACGAGAGGAAAUCGAGCUUUUGGAGAAACUUGCAAUUAUAAAUAAGCGAUUGCAUCGCGAAGAAGAAUUAGUUGUCAGACUGACGGCUAAAGUCAAACGAUAUAUGGACGAAAACAAGGCUAACAGCUGCGAAAAUGUUACCCAGGUUACAAUGCUAAUAGAUAAAAUCGAAGAAGAAUUGGGUAAGACUACAAAAGAGAUGCACGACAACGCUAUAGAACUUGAAAAGGCUGACGAAGAAUUAAAAUUAAGAAUGAAGAUGUUGGACGAAUUAACGUUGGCAUUAGAGGAGGAAGAAUUACAGAAUGCAGUUUUAGAAAGACAGUUAAAUGAGGCGUCAAGUCGACAGCCGAUAAUACUUCAAGACAAUUAUGUACCUGUUUUAGAUCAAACCAGUGUCUGUCAGUUCAGCCAAGGCACUGGUUAUGUUUUAGACACCCUCGUGUAAUUAAGAUAAAGAAAUAUCAUCCCAAAGAUGUACUGACAAAUUACCAAUUGUUUUAAUUAAAUGAGUUCUAGUAAUUGAUUUGGCGCUAUUCAAUACUCCUAUUAAUCUUAAGUUAUGUGUGUAACUUCUUUCUUUUUUCCGGAUAGGAUAAACAGGGAGAUUCAUAUUAAAUAGCAAAGUUAAAUAUACUUGUUUUGGUUUCAACAAGAUAUCAUUUGAAUUACUAAUCUGAAAAAGCUUCCAGUACAUAUAUAAAAUUGUUUUAAAGAGUAUGGAAUAUAAUCAAGACAAUUAUUAUCUCCUUAUAAUGUUCUAAUGUUAAAUUUUCAACUACUCUUUAUUAAAAUAGUUUGUAUUUACACUUAUUAUAAUGCAAGAAAUAUACUUGACUUUAUUAUUAUAUUUUUUACUGGAUUUUUGAAAGGGCAUAUGAGCUAUUAUUCCAAACGAGAUGUUGUAUAUGAAACAGCCACACAAAAAGUAACUGAUGGAGAUAAAGAUGGGACUACAAGAGCUCACGGUCAUGAUAAAACCCUUGAUAUUACUCCAAAAUAUUGUACUAAUAUCAUUUAUAUAGUUGAUUAUCUUUUACGUUUCUUGUAAAUAUUUUUGAUAUAUAAUUAGACAAUAAUAAAUUGGUGCUAAGUUAAUGGUCACGGAAUUACCGUUAACCGGUAUUCUGUUAGAUAUCAUGAGACCUAGAUUUUUCUGGCAUGGUGAGUUGAUAAAAAACUUUUGUUUGAGUGUAUUUUUAUAAAAUAAAAUAAAUUUAAACCCAAUAUGGAUGACGACUGGGUAACAAAAAAAAUGAAAUUCUAUUUAGUCCGUCGGUCAGAUAAUAGAUAAUAUUAUAUACGUUUUUUUUUUGUUAGAAUUUAAACAAGAAAUGGCUUUGAUAAUAAGCAUUAAAGUUGAGGAGUACAAAAACGCGAGUGCUUGCGACAUUUCAACUGAAUGUAUUGCCGUAAUUUUUAUUGUUUACGCAAAAAAAAUGUAUGGAAUAUUCUUCAUUAACCUACCUUUCGGACAUACAAACAAAAAUUAGCUAUCAUCGCCAUUGUUAAAGUAGACAUUAAAUAUUGCUAGUAUUUAAUUGUAAAAAAAAAUGUUAUCCUGGUAUAGUCGAAUUCUUUUUAAAAAAAGUAUAAGCCAGAAAAUCAAGGGUCUCGUUAUUGUAAUUACAAUUAUAUAUUCGAGUCCGAUGCCAAAAAUAUAUAACAAAAAACCACCAACCACAAUAUAUUAUUAUAUUUAGUAUUUACCUAGGCUAGUUAAGUAAAAAGUAAAACCGAGUUUCAUUAUCGUACUUCUAGACCAUGGACUAAGAAAUGUACAUUAUUUAUCAAACGUGAAAAAAAGGUUUUCAAAAUUGUAAUGCAUACUUUUUUACACUAUUUACAUUUAAAAAUUAAAGUUUAGUUGACAUCUUGUUUUCAAGUCUGGCGUGUGCUAGAAACGCGCCGCAGAUUUGACUCUCGCUUGAGUCGGUUCGGUCAAAUUUAUUGGUUUAUUUUGAAGUCCGAAGGGUCAUGUGACUAAGAAAAAGUGCUUUACUGAUAAUAAAUUAUUUUUCAUACUAUCGAAAGUUGAUAAAGUCUGAAAUUUCAUUCUAAACCCUUCCUGUAGUUAUAAUAAAUGUUUAUAUGCAAUAUUAUUAGUUAUAUAAGAGAAAAUAAACAACGAUUAUCAAGACAUGUGUUUUAUUAUGGACAUAUAAGAAAUAAACAGAAUAUAAUAUAGCGAAUUCUAUAACCGUUUCUUUGCCUUGGCCAGUGCUAAAUUUUACAACACCACAAUAUUUCUUUGCACAAUUGAAUGAAUUCCCUUUCCUUUCACGUCAUUAACAAACGAAAUGCUAUUUUAUCAUCAAUCUUACCAAUUUCGAUCGUGUCAUCAAAUUCAUUCGAAUUAUAAACGACGCAUUGUAACUUUUAUUAAUGCAAUUCUCAGAAAAAAGUUAUUAUUAUAUCAAUGAGCAUUUUAUACAAAAAUAAAAUUACUAGUACAUAAUAUACAAAAAGACGUUUACAAUAGUUCCUUGUGCAUUUAUUUAAUUUUCAAAUAAAACCAAAAGAGAGAUUUUCCUUAAAAAAAAAAACAAUUUUAAAACCUUUAAAAUCAACUGUGGAAAUGUCAUUUUGUAUUAACCUGAGAUCCUGAUUUAAUGUGCGUAUGUCUUUAUUUAUUUAGUAACAAACUAACGGCAAGUACAAUGUAAUAUGACAAUAUAAAUAAAAAUACAAAAGAAAU
Diatraea saccharalis (sugarcane borer) is the source of this 3832-nucleotide messenger RNA. The record is from the annotation of a GenBank genome assembly. NCBI's taxonomy places the organism in Eukaryota, Metazoa, Arthropoda, Insecta, Lepidoptera, Crambidae.